Electrophorus electricus (electric eel) is the source of this 2049-nucleotide messenger RNA. RefSeq names its product thioredoxin-related transmembrane protein 4 (gene tmx4). Gene Ontology annotation, molecular function: disulfide oxidoreductase activity. The record is from RefSeq and is a predicted model, not a curated record. Gene Ontology annotation, cellular component: endomembrane system. Lineage: Eukaryota; Metazoa; Chordata; Actinopteri; Gymnotiformes; Gymnotidae.
UGGUUGCUGGUAAUCAUGUGUACUGACAAUAUGGCGGGACAGAAAUAUACAGGGAAACUGAAACAUUUCAGAAAUAUAUUUUGGUUCUCUUGCGUCUUAAUUGUUUCAACAAAUCAUUUUUACAAUGUUAGUGCUCAGACUGAAAGCACCGUGAUGACAGUCACUGACGCAAACUGGACCCUUAUUCUCGAAGGGGAGUGGAUGUUAAAAUUCUAUGCCCCAUGGUGCCCGGCGUGCCAGCACAUACAAGCAGACUGGGAAGCUCUUGCCAAAGAGAGCAAGAACCUUGGCAUAUCAGUUGGAAAGGUUGAUGUUACACAACAACCAGGCUUGAGUGGGCGGUUUCUAGUUACCACACUGCCAACGAUUUUUCAUGCUAAAGAUGGAAGUUUCCGAAGAUACAUGUCCUCCCGCACCACUGAAGAUAUCCGAGCGUAUGUUGUGCAGAGAAAGUGGGAAGCUGUGGAGCCUCUGCCAGGAUGGAAAUCACCAUCAUCUAUUCUGAUGUCAGGAAUGGCUGGUCUCUUCCGUCUCUCUGUGUGGAUUAGGCAAAUCCACACAUACCUAAUGGAGACUUUUGGCAUUCCCUCGUGGGGCUCUUAUGUGAUCUUUGCCAUCAUAACACUCUUCAUGGGACUACUCCUUGGUCUGAUGCUGGUGCUGAUCGCUGACUGCAUUUGCCCAUCCAGGCCAAAACAUAAAGUGGACAAAACUGUGUAUGUGAAGGCUGAAGGCUCUGAAGAUGAGGUGGAUGGUGCCCCAACAGAGGAUAAGCGCAUGUCGGACCUGGACAAUGAGAGCGAGAGGGUGUCCGCAGAGGAGUCCACUGAUGAGGAACGAAUCCCUGUCUCCGAGAUUGCAGCCAGUAGUAGUGAUGAGCCUCAGCCAGAGGGGGCAGCAGAGGCCUCCGUGAGGAAGAGGAAGCCUCGGGGACCCAACAGUCCUGCGGGGACCUAAUGCAGCAGUGGUGAAAAUCUGAAAUGAAGUUUUAAACCAGAACAGGGAGGUCCUGCAUCUAAAGGGGGGAGGGGGUGAAAUGCCAGAGGGUAAGUGCAGAGAGCUGAUUUGCUCUUCGAUGCUCCUUGUUUAUCUGCAGUGUUGCCAACUUCUUUCUUCCAGUCUGUCUCUAUCUCUGUGAGCUCAUGCCUAUGGAUACCACAGUAUCGUUUGAGUUUUAGGAAACAUUUUAUCUGUUUAGGAACAAAAAUACAAAAAUGGUUGCUGUGGAAGCAGUAUGUUUAAAAGUAUGUUUUUAUUUAUUUAUGCACGCACACACACACACACACACACACACACUAGAACAUAUUUUAAGAAGAACCAAAACACUUCUUAAACUUUUUUUUUUUUUUCCAGGAUAGACAAUUAAUGCUGAGUACAUUUUGUUCAUGUUUGUGCCAUUGUUUUUGUAUUACUAGCUUUAAAUUCCCCUGUUAAAUGUAAUGACUGCUUCUCUGCAAGUGUAUGCUUUAUAGCAUUCCACUGCCAGGGUGGAGGACGUCAAGCACAGCCAUGGUGGAUCCGGGUUUGUAACGUUCAGUUAAGAGCCAGGACACGCUAAUGUAGCAAAGCUCUGGUGUGACUGGCUGAAGGCAUCUGAUGUACAUGGUGGUGAAUUCACUCCAAAUGUCAGGACAAUCAUCAUAACAAACAAUGUGUGCACAGUGUCAGCAACUUUCUACGUGAAGGUGUCAAGAUUUGAAUGUUCAUUUUCUGGAUUGUUCUUUGUCUGCUUACAUGAAAUAUUUGUUCUUUUUCUUUUUCAUUUAAAAGUGUAGUCUUGAUAUUUUACCCCCUGCUAGUCCUGCAGAUAAAUUGGAUAUUAAAACCAUGCAUACAGUAUUGUACAAAAAUGUAUUGGUGCAGUGAUGUCAGGAUUGACAUUUUUGCUGUGUGUUCAGGCCAAUAGUAUUAAAGAUGAAUGAAUAAUAUGAGGCAAACGUAAAGAACAGAGUCUUUUAUAUUGUGCAUUAUUUCUGAGCUUUUGUGUUUUAUGAUGUUAGAUGAUGAAUGCUUUGCCACAAAAAUAAAUAAAUAAAUUCCAUGCACCAA